UCUUUCGAUGUAGACCUGAUCAGUAUACACAUAGCAACACACAAAAUGGAAGAUCUUUGUUGUAUGGUGUUUUAUGGCACUUGCAAUGUUGUGACAGUAACGAUGAAUUACAUUUAAUCUCUAUUAAAGCAAUAACUUUUUUCAUUGACAUUAUAUUAUACUUCGAACGAUGCCAAAUGUAAAUUAUUUUACAUCUCGACGUGUGAAGAUUAAUUUAGUUUAACUACAUCACAGUGAUCAAACCAAAAUUUAUAGUGCAAUUAGAUUUAUUUGGAAGUUUUUUUUGAUAUGGAAUCUGCAGGCCAAAAUCAAGCUCAAAAUCCUGGGAACAGUGCUAACGAUGGAUUUGAAAACAAGGGCAGUUUAUCUUUCAGUUGUUUGUUAUUACGAUAUGCAAGUCAAAAUUCAUUGGAUGAGAGUUCCCAGAAACAUGUUCCUCGAGAAGGUUGUAGAGACAAACCACCAUAUAGAAAUCAUCAUCAUACCAAUCGUGCAUUUGAAGUAAUCAAUGAGAUGCGCAAAAAAAAUCUAUUAUGUGAUGUAAUCUUAGUAGCUGAUGGAGGAAUGGAAGUUCCAGCACAUAAAAUGGUUCUUGCUGCUUGUAGUCCUUAUUUCUAUGCCAUGUUUACAAGUUUUGAAGAACGUGAUCAAGAAAGAAUUACAUUGCAAGGAGUAGAUUACUCUGCUUUAGAGUUAUUAGUUGAAUAUGUAUAUUCUGCUGAAGUUCAUGUCACAGAGGACAUAGUACAAGUAUUACUACCAGCGGCAAAUCUUUUACAAUUAACAGAUGUUCGUGAUGCAUGUUGUGAUUUUUUACAAGCACAAUUACAUCCAUCGAAUUGUCUUGGAAUUCGUGCAUUCGCAGAUCUUCAUGGUUGUUUGGAAUUAUUGGCGCAUGCUGAUAGUUACAUAGAACAACAUUUCUCAGAAGUCGUUGAUGGGGAUGAAUUUUUAACUUUAUCACCUCAACAAGUUGCAAAAUUAAUCUGUAGUGAUCGUUUAAUGGUUCCAUCCGAAGAGAAGGUAUUUGAAUGUGUAAUUUCAUGGGUACAUCAUGACUUGGAAACACGACAAGCGCAUUUAGCUCAAUUAAUGGAACACGUUCGUUUGCCAUUACUUUCUCAAGAAUAUCUUGUACAACGUGUAGAGGAAGAACCACUUCUUAAAGCUAAUUUACAAUGUAAAGAUUUUUUAAUAGAAGCUUUGAAAUAUCAUUUACUAAAGGGUGAACAGAAAUCAUUAUUUAAAACACCACGUACAAAGCCAAGACAGCCACGUGGUUUACCUAAAGUAUUGCUAGUAGUUGGUGGUCAGGCUCCAAAAGCAAUUAGAAGCGUUGAGUGUUAUGAUUUUAAAGAAGAAAGAUGGUAUCAAGUGUCUGAAUUACCAACAAGACGUUGUAGGGCUGGAUUAUCUGUACUCGGUGAUCGCGUUUAUGCCGUAGGAGGCUUUAAUGGUUCUUUAAGAGUUCGUACAGUAGAUAUUUAUGAUGCAGCCACCGAUCAAUGGUCACCUUGUCCAGAAAUGUCUGCGAGAAGAUCAACUCUUGGCGUUGCAGUUCUUGGCAAUUGCAUUUAUGCUGUUGGUGGUUUCGAUGGUUCUACCGGAUUAAAUUCUGCCGAAGUAUACGAUCCAAAUAGUCACGAAUGGCGAAUGAUAGCACCAAUGUCAACACGUAGAAGUAGUGUCGGUGUUGGUGUCGUAAAAGGUCUUCUUUAUGCCGUCGGUGGAUACGACGGAGCAUCACGACAAUGUUUAUCCAGCGUAGAAUGUUAUAAUCCGGAUAAAGAUCAAUGGAAGCCAGUACCAGAAAUGUCUGCACGACGUAGCGGAGCAGGUGUAGGUGUAUUGGAUGGAAUAUUAUAUGCGGUUGGUGGACACGAUGGUCCAUUAAUAAGAAAAAGUGUAGAAGCUUUUAAUCCAGAAACUAAUCAAUGGACUCCAAUAAGCGAUAUGGCUCAUUGUAGAAGAAACGCUGGGGUUGUAGCUUUGAAUGGGCUUCUAUAUGUUGUUGGUGGUGAUGACGGUUUAUCAAGUUUAGCAUCCGUUGAAGUUUAUUCACCUAGAACCGAUACCUGGACUACAUUACCAACUUGUAUGGGAAUUGGUCGUAGUUAUGCUGGCGUUGCAAUAAUUGACAAACCAAUGGCACCUGCUACGACAAUGUGAGGUCUGC
Molecule: messenger RNA, 2176 nt
Organism: Vespa velutina
Lineage: Eukaryota; Metazoa; Arthropoda; Insecta; Hymenoptera; Vespidae
Gene: kel
Product: ring canal kelch homolog
Exons: 10
Coding region: 289-2169 (626 amino acids)
Molecular function (GO): protein binding
Source: RefSeq, a predicted model, not a curated record